Molecule: messenger RNA, 1522 nt
Organism: Zingiber officinale
Lineage: Eukaryota; Viridiplantae; Streptophyta; Magnoliopsida; Zingiberales; Zingiberaceae
Product: phosphatidylglycerophosphate phosphatase PTPMT2-like
Exons: 6
Coding region: 302-1240 (312 amino acids)
Biological process (GO): protein dephosphorylation
Molecular function (GO): protein tyrosine/serine/threonine phosphatase activity; phosphatidylinositol-4,5-bisphosphate 5-phosphatase activity
Source: RefSeq, a predicted model, not a curated record
AAACUCUGCAAUAUUAACGUCGACGGUGGAGCAGAACGGUGGUUGGGAAGGGCGGAACGGUUGUUCGGCGUUUCUUAAAACGGGAAAGGCGAAGGAUCGAGACAGCGGAGCAGAUCGAUUUGCUGAUCCUCCGAAUCGAACGAAGGCAGGCAGGCAACGGUGGGAGUUUCUUGUUCUGGAAAUCCACUUUCCCCUUUUCCAGUUGGUUUGCGAUCGACGGCCUUGUCCUCGACUAGGGUGGAGAAAUUAGACUCUUGAUUGGCGGUUUCUGCUGUGUCUUCGAGGAAUUGGAUCUGGGGCUAUGCGUAUCGAGGAGUUAGAGAAGGAGUGCGCUGGCGGAGGAGAUGGGGAGAGGUCGAUUUCAGGGAUCGGUGGCGAAAGGGUUGUGUUUCUCGAUGCGAAGAGAGCGGCGGUCGGAAUCGGGGCUCGGAUUCUCUUUUACCCGACGCUUGGGUACAAUGUUCUGCGCAAUAUGAUCGAACCCCAGUUCCAUUGGUGGGAUCAAAUCGAUGAGUUUCUACUCUUAGGUGCUGUUCCAUUUCCUAGUGAUGUUCCUCGCUUGAAGAAACUUGGCGUCGGUGGAGUCAUUACAUUGAAUGAGCCAUAUGAGACACUGGUACCUAAUUCCUUAUAUCAUGCCUACGGGAUUGAACAUUUGCUGAUACCCACAAGAGAUUACCUCUUUGCUCCAUCACUUGGAGAUAUAUGUCUAGCUGUGGACUUCAUCCAUAGGAACAGCAACAGUGGGAAAAUAACAUAUGUUCACUGCAAAGCGGGUCGAGGGCGCAGUACAACCAUUGUGCUAUGCUACUUGGUGCAACAUAAGCAAAUGACUCCAACUGCUGCAUACCAAUACGUGAAAGUGAACAGACCAAGAGUACAUUUAGCUUCUUCACAGUGGAAGGCUGUUCAACACUUCUACCACCUCAAAGUGCAAAGAAUUGAAAGGUGUAUCUCUUCUAAAGAUCUCACCAUAAAGUCUCCAAUGCUCCUCAUCACUGAAACACAUCUACACUUUGAUGAGAGCUCUUAUGAGGUAGUGUCGCAGUCAGACCUUGAUGGAUAUGACCGAUACAUCAAAACAGGCGUUGCGGGCAAUACUUUAUGGGCAGAGCUAAGGUUUGUGUGCAGGCUGCAAAUCGCUCGGCAAGCAGCCAUCACGGGGAUCUCAUAUUUCUGGUUCAAAAGCAAUGGUACGCAUGGUGGGGGCAGCUCUCAAAUGACCAUCCCCGUAUACUGAAACUGUAAAUAGACCUUCAACACCGGACCAAAUUUCGAGUUUGGUUCUUUUACCCCCAACAUAUGUCAGUUGCUGAGCAGAGUGUAUAUGCCCAUACUGCCGUCACUGAGUCGUGUCUACUGUCUCAUAUUCUGGGUAUUUCAGCCAUGUUUUUUGCUUGGCUAGACGAGAACCCGGUGGUGAGACCAGUCAGCCUGUUGUAUGCAUCUCGUGUUAUAAUGAGUCAUGUAAAUGUAAACAUAACUGUUGUUUGUUGCAAGCUGUUGGGAAUUUGUUAUUUGA